This is a messenger RNA of Ruditapes philippinarum (Manila clam), 836 nucleotides long. RefSeq names its product proline-rich transmembrane protein 1-like. The record is from RefSeq and is a predicted model, not a curated record. Lineage: Eukaryota; Metazoa; Mollusca; Bivalvia; Venerida; Veneridae. The transcript is spliced from 4 exons. Bases 91 to 555 code for a protein of 154 amino acids. Gene Ontology annotation, cellular component: membrane.
CGGCGGUUAUCAUAGUUGUGUUUAAAAAAUACAUGCGCGGCGUUUUGAACUAUGUCAUCUGUUUAACUAAAAAACACAUUGUGAAGCAAAAUGGCGGAGAGGGCAGGAGACGACCACCAACCCGAAGAUGACUACACAGAUAGUCAUGAGAACUUUGGGAUGGAUACUACCCAUUCCCAGCCAGCAAUCCCUCCAUCGCCACAAGACAAUGACCAGCACCCUUCCCGGACGCAACUAGACUAUGGACACGACACAAAUACCACAGUGGUUGUUAAUCAACCAAAAGCAGCCACCGUCAUUGUCCAGCAGACACCCCCAGAUUACAUGGCGGUAUCAAUUUUGACGUGCUUGUGUUGUUUCUGUCCUACUGGAAUAUGCGCAAUCUACUAUGCAGACGAAGCAAACCGUUUGGCGAAUGCGGGUAACUAUCCUGGGGCAAGAAAGAUGUCUGACAACGCCAAGAAGCUGAUAAUAACUAGUGUGAUUGUUGGAAUGAUUUGGACGAUCCUUGUGGUUGUCUUGCGGUUUACACUGUAUUUGAACUAUAUACAUUAAACAAUACAUUUACGUAUACAUGAUACAUGAAUGAAAACAUAUUAUCCUAGAACCUCAAUUGUAACGCACUGACUUAAAAAUCAAAUUUUAAAUGCAUUUUUUAAAGAUCAUCGAAAAGGAAAACUGGAUUGAUCAGAAAAUUUAAUGUUAAAUUGCUUCCUUGUUUCAUCAGAUCAGAUUGAAUCAGAUUUGACAAUCAUUUACUUUGCCAAACUUUUUUCUAAAAACGAAACAAUUUGUCAUAUUAGCUGAAACAUAUUCUGCUUUUUUACAAUUUUUCU